Cladophialophora yegresii CBS 114405 is the source of this 2748-nucleotide messenger RNA. RefSeq lists its product as uncharacterized. Lineage: Eukaryota; Fungi; Ascomycota; Eurotiomycetes; Chaetothyriales; Herpotrichiellaceae. The transcript has a single exon. Gene Ontology annotation, molecular function: protein binding. The record is from RefSeq and is a predicted model, not a curated record. The coding region runs from base 1 to 2748 and encodes 915 amino acids.
AUGGAUCCCUUUUCGUUAACGGCAGGCGCACUCCAGAUAGCUUCGGCUUGCGCGCAAUGUACGGUCACGAUCAUUAAGAUUUGCGGCGACAUCAAGUCUGUUGAUGCUCGGGUCAGCUCCUUUUGUGAUGAAGUCGGUGCGCUUCGGGCGACCUACGACGGCCUCGAGAAGAGCUUGUCUUCGCCUCUCCUGUUGGAGGCUGCACGAGUUGCCAGUCGAACGUCCGAUGGGUCUCAUCUCUGGAAACAGAUCAGGGAUGCGCUCGAUGACUCCACGAAGACGAUGAGAAGGGUCAACGAAAUACUCAUUCAGAUCACAAAAGCAUCGGGAUUCGCCCGGAAAGUCAAGGCCCACCUGACGGAGAGUUUGCAUACUGGCGAGCUCUCACGACUACGACAGCGCAUCCAAUUCUUCAAUGCUGCUCUAUCACUACCCAUCCAGAUGGUCUGUGUGAUGCUCCAACUGGAGCAAAGAGGGAUGACAGCAGACCACCACAACGCCCUGGAUCUCAAACUGGUAUCACUUGAACAGAAUAUUAGGGAACUUGUCCGAAGGCUCAGCUUCCCUUCUCGCUCGCAAACCCUCGGUGGUACCACUAUCGCUGCCGCGGACAACAUGAAGCUGGACGAGGAUGACGGGAUGAAGACCUAUAUUGCUUUCGCCAAGAAGUUUUUGACUACUGCAUCCGCUGCCGCCAGCACGAGAUCCUCGCUGAGCACCAUGUCUCCGGCCGUUGAGCCCGACGUUCUCGACGGACGCAAGCACUCAGUGAACGAGUUGCCAUCGCCAGGCGACCACAGAAGCCAUGUGGAGGGAUGGAUCCAGCCUCCUUCCGCAGGCACGAUUCCUCAAGGCCCGCAAACCGGCGGACACGGUCGGCCGAGCCUCGGCUACCCUGCAGGGGAUAUGGAAGACGACAACGAAGUGGAAUUCCUGAGGACAAAACAACACCUCAAGUUAGGACAGGACAGCUUCGAACAAAGCGAGCAUGCCAAAGCAGAAAGACACUUUCGGCGAGCAUUGGUUCUUAUGCAGGACCACGACUUUGAUGGGAGAAUAUCGUUUCAGCCAGCAGAGGUAGUCCUCAUGCUGGCCGAGUGUUGCCUGAAACAAGAUAAACUUGACGAAGCGGUCACCCUGUUGGAGCCUGUUGCUGCCAGGCGCGCUGACAUCUUUCCAAGCACCUCAGCAGAAGACGCACAUUCCGACAGAAAACACUCCUCCCCUGGUCGAGGUCCCGACAAACUUCAGGCCCUCGCGGCGAGCCAUAUGUUGGGUCGGGUUUUCGUCCUGAAGGGGGAUUUUGACAGCGCGGAAAAACAAGGUCUAAGGGCAUUUGUGGAGCGCAGGAAAGAAUUGGGCCCGCAGGACGAGAAGACGCUCGAGUCGGUGCGCCUCGUCAUUGAGAUAUACAAGACACGUGGGGAGGAGGGAGACGAGGAGGAGGCCGAAGGCUACGAAGUAUUUUUGUCGACGCCGGAGAAGCAGACGCCUACGACAUCGACGGACAAGCUACUGCCGACACCAAAGGAUAUACCACGCUCAGUACCUACGCUCAUAGCUCCAGGAUCUUCUCAACAAGAAUACCUACAAAACGGGCCGCGGUCGAAUUUUGUGCGCCGCUUCAAGCAUCUCGGCCGCUCGUCUCACUCUGGCCCAGCACAAUCACCUCCCUCACCCAAUCUGCAGAGACUGUCCAUCUCAAGAUCGCCCAUUCUGAACGAUCCUCAAGACCCAGAUGUCACUGCCCUGCUCGGUGCCCGAGGUAUCAGCUCUCCCUCCGAAGCAUCGACGCACGACAGAGCCGUUUCAAUGAGCGGCGAUGAUGAAUCGAUUGCAACGCCGUCCACGGGACGACUGUCCCGCUCGUCAUCGAGCCGAACCCUCGAACCGACCUUCCAAGCUAUAGCCGACCUCUGCAACGAAAGGAAGCUCGAUCGAGCUGUGAAAGUCGCGAUCCAGUUCCUGGAAACAUACCCCUCGAGCUACAUGGUCAUCCGAAAGUCAGAGCUCAAGGAGAACAUCAAGCAUGGACACGGCCACGGACUGGCACGAACGGGCCGAGGCUAUUCACCGCUUCAUUUCUUCUGCGAGCUCCGAGAGGAGCACGCCGAGGAAGUCAACCUGCUCAUCAAGCAGGGCGUGGACGUCAACGCGGUCGCCUUCCAAGCCGGGUAUACCCAGUCGAACCCCAAGGAUCCGUUCACAGCCUUGCAGCAGGCCGUCGAGCGGGGGUUUUCCACCAUCACGAGUCUCCUGUUAGCGGUUGAGGGCAUCAAGACCGACACAAAGGACCCGGAGGGAUACACGCCGAUCAUGGUCGCGUGCCGAAAGGGCCACCACGCCAUCGUCAAGCAGCUGUUGGUGUUUCCUCGGCCCACGGCGUUUCCGCAAACCUGGCACGGCAAUACCCUCCUUCAUGAUGCUUCGCGGAGGUGUGAUCCCACCUUGGUCGAGAUGCUCUUGGAACAUUACACGGACAUUGACGGGCGUGAUCGAUUCGGCAAGACCGCGCUGAUGCACGCCGUUGUCAAGUCCGACGUAGCUGAUCCUGUCGAGAAGAGGAGACGCAUCAAGGGCCGGUGCAAGACGGUGCAAAUCUUGCUCGAAGCGGGCGCGGACCCGACGCUCAAAGAUCACAGGGCAAACACGACUGUGCGAGAUUAUGCCGUCGAGGAAGACGAUGCUGAGUUGUUGAUGUUGUUGGAUCAGACUCCUAGGAGGGGAAUCAGCGAGUUGCUGGCUUGA